Messenger RNA from Amblyraja radiata (thorny skate), 3437 nucleotides. RefSeq names its product L3MBTL histone methyl-lysine binding protein 3 (gene l3mbtl3). Gene Ontology annotation, molecular function: histone binding; zinc ion binding; chromatin binding. Gene Ontology annotation, biological process: negative regulation of DNA-templated transcription. The transcript has 23 exons. The coding region runs from base 291 to 2837 and encodes 848 amino acids. NCBI's taxonomy places the organism in Eukaryota, Metazoa, Chordata, Chondrichthyes, Rajiformes, Rajidae. The record is from RefSeq and is a predicted model, not a curated record. Gene Ontology annotation, cellular component: nucleus.
AAUGCAACGUGUCUCCUUUUAGGCCUUUUCAUGAAUAUAGACUCCGCCAUUUUGAGAAACUGCCCAAAUAAAAUACAAGAAGUGUUUGAGGAAGAGAAAUCUCAGGGUGGAUUGUGCGUGAGAGACAGAGAAAAGGAGUGAGAACAGGGGGGAUAUCACAGAAAUAUACAUUGCGCUUAAACAGACGAGGUUUGAAGAGGUUGGUGAGCGAAUUUCAGGAAGUCCACACGCGAUUGUGCUUCAAAUUUAAAUUAAUACAUUUCUCCAAUUUCGCAACAGUAGUAACUGUGAUGGAGAAAAGCAUUGUGAGUGACUGCUCUCCUGCUACUGGUAGUCAGGAUUUUGAUGUUUUCAGUGCUAUGGAUUGGAAGGAUGGAAUAGCUACACUUCCAGGGAGUGAUUUAAAGUUCAGAAUAAAUGAGUUUGGUGCAUUGGAGAUCAUCACAGAUGAAACAGAAGUGGAUAGGAUAAAAAAGGCAACUGCAACAACAACAUGGAAUGUGCCCACUGCACAGGAAGUUUUAUCUAGAAAUUCCAUUCCAUCAAACAUGGAGGAGCCACCCAGUAUGGAGGGCAUACUUUGCUGUGAGAAUUGCGGUCAUUAUGGGAUGACUGAGGAGUUUAGUCAUGGAAGUAAAUUUUGCAGUGAACGGUGUACGCAGCAAGCAAAGGACAAGGUAUCUAUGUCAAAAAAGGAACUACCAGCAUACAACAGCGAAGAGGUUUCUAAAUACAAUCGAAAAAAAAGACAAAAGCCAGCCCUGUCUUUAAAAGGAGAUAUUAAAGAAAAUGGUGUGAUGUUGAAGGAAGAGGAGGAAGACAUUCUCAUCAAAGACCAGGGAUACAACAUGAGAUAUUCCCGGAGAAACUCAGUGAGUUGUCGGGGAGUUCUGCCAUCUACCAAAUGUGAUGAGAAACCGGGAGAGCUGAAGAUGCUCAAAGUAACACAGAACAACCAAGCUCGUGCUCGGAGAAAAAGAAAAUGUGACUCUGGAUUAUUAAAACAAACUUUAACGUUUGGAGGAAAGAGAAAAAACUGGUGUUGGGCUUCUUAUUUGGAAGAGGAGAAAUCUGUGGCGGCACCUACUAAGCUUUUUAGAGAGUAUCAAUCAUUUCCACAGAGCAAAAAUGGAUUUAAAGUUGGAAUGAAACUUGAAGGGGUUGACCCAGAACAUCCAUCCAUGUACUGUGUUCUUACUGUGGCUGAGGUGUGUGGCUACAGAAUAAGACUCCACUUUGAUAAAUACUCUGACUGCUAUGACUUCUGGGUGAAUGCAGACUCGCCAGAUAUUCACCCUGUGGGAUGGUGUGAGAAAACUGGACAUAAGCUUAAUCCUCUCAGAGGCUACAGAGAAGAUGAGUUUAACUGGCAUUCAUACUUAAAGAUGUGCAAGGCUCAAGCGGUGCCAAAGUCUCUAUUUGAAAACCAAAACACGACAAUUACCCCUUUGGGCUUUCGAUUGGGUAUGAAACUGGAAGCUGUUGAUAAAAAGAAUCCAGAAUUUAUUUGUGUGGCAACAGUAUCCGACAUGGUUGAUAACCGGUUCCUGGUGCAUUUUGACAACUGGGAUGAAAGUUAUGACUACUGGUGCGAUGCCACAAAUCCUUACAUUCACCCAGUUGGAUGGUGCCAGCAGCAUGGGAAAAUCCUCACAACCCCUCCAGAUUAUCAUGACCCAAAACAUUUUUCAUGGGAGAAAUACUUAGAAGAAACAAACUCUCUACCUGCACCUGCACGGGCUUUUAAAUCUCGGCCCGCACAUGGAUUUCUCCCAUACAUGAAAUUUGAGGUGGUUGACAAACGGAAUCCAAUGCUUAUCAGAGUAGCAUCAGUCAUAGACACAGAUGAUCACCGAGUAAUGAUACAUUUUGAUGGAUGGAACCAUGAUUAUGAUUACUGGAUUGAUGCCGACAGUGCUGAUAUCCAUCCUGCGGGCUGGUGCGCUAAAACUGGUCACCCUCUUCAGCCACCCAUCAGCCCAUUGGAUCUGGUGGAAGCUUCAGAACAAGGAGGAUGUCCUACUCCUGGCUGUAAAGGCAUUGGCCACAUUAAAGGAGUGAAACAUUCUGGCCAUCACAGUGCUUUAGGUUGCCCAUACUCUGAGAUCAACCUCAACAGAGAAAAUGUGCUACAGGAUCGAUUGAAUGGAGAAAUGCCCGUCUCCAGUCCUGGUAUACCAAGGAACAAGAAGGUCGAAGCAGAUGCAACAGAAACAAUUCCUUGUUCAUCAACCAUCACAUCUCAAGGAAAUUGCUCGAAGGACAGUUGGCUCUCAGAAGUAGCUGUUCAAGGAAAACGAAGUGCUGAGGAUUCUGUCUCUGAUGAAGAAUCGCCAUGCAAAAAACCUCUCAUGUUUGCUAACAAAGGAAGAAAAUGUCCCAGAGCGGGUAGACCAUUGAAGCAUCCAAAGUUAAAGGAGGAGGAUGACAUUGCCAAUAAAGUUAACUGUCAAAAUGAAAACAAGGAAAAUGAUGAUUUCAGCCUGCAGCAAGCAUUGCACCAGUCAGUGUUUAUGUCCUCCGCGUGCCCAGUGCCCAGUCCACCUCUCUGCUGGGAACAACACAGCAAACUAUUACCUGGAGUUGCUGGCAUCACUGCCAGAAAAGUAGCAAAGUGGACAAUUGAUGAGGUAUCUGAAUUUAUACUGAGUUUGCCAGGUUGUGAAGAACAAGCCAAAGCUUUUAAGCAUGAGCAAAUUGAUGGAGAAGCAUUUCUACUACUGACUCAGACAGAUAUUGUGAAGAUAAUGAGCAUUAAACUAGGACCUGCUCUGAAAAUCUACAACUCGAUCCUCAUGUUCAAAACUGCAGAGGAAAAUGGACAAAAUGAGCUUUGAAACUGAAGGUACAGCACCACAGCUGUCGAUCACCUGUUUCUUAAUUAAACCUCAUCUUUAAUUCAAAGCACAAGAACUCUAUAUUAGAAUGGACUUCCAAAACAGUACUACUGGAAUAUUUACUGUUGACUCAGCAGACUCAUUUAGAGUGUUUGUAUGUUCAGCAGUUCUAAAAAUUGAGCUCAUCUCCCAUCCAUUUCCUCAGGACUUAAUUAUGCAAAUACCUGCCCAAGUGAUUGACCUUUGAAUUGUAUAUUUAAUAUGGCUGAAGGGUUUCUUCCAAGAACUGGACAUUUAAUGUAUCAGACACUAAAAUGGAUUAAUUGUGUUCUUUUUUUAACUUUUAUUUGCGGUGGAAUUAUUUGGUUGUGUAUAGAAUUGUUUGAUAAAUCACAGAAAUAUCUGAUAAUGUAACAUUUCAUUUACCAAAGUAAUGAAAUAUACAUAAGGAUAUAUAUUUUCAAAAGUGAGCAUAGCUGAAUUUAAUUUAACUCUUUGAUUGUAUGUAUCUUAAUUUAAUAUGCAAAGUUUUCAGGAAGUUUUAAUUACGACAAACGCAAUUGACUUUCUCAGCUUUAAUUAAAACGUUUUUUUUGUUUA